AUGGCCGUGUUCAACCCUCUGACCGAGAUACUGGAGUUUGUCCCCACCAGCUCUUUCCAAGCAGUUCAGCCGAACGCCGUCUGGAACGCAACACCGGCUAUGAUCACAAUCGCUUUCGUGGACUUCCUUUCCGAUCUCCCCGGAAUCCCGUUGAUUCGUACAAUCGCACAAAUAGACCGUCUUCAGGCCAAUUGA
Messenger RNA from Penicillium macrosclerotiorum, 195 nucleotides. RefSeq lists its product as uncharacterized. The transcript has a single exon. The record is from RefSeq and is a predicted model, not a curated record. The coding region runs from base 1 to 195 and encodes 64 amino acids. NCBI's taxonomy places the organism in Eukaryota, Fungi, Ascomycota, Eurotiomycetes, Eurotiales, Aspergillaceae.